Molecule: messenger RNA, 1387 nt
Organism: Musa acuminata subsp. malaccensis (wild Malaysian banana)
Lineage: Eukaryota; Viridiplantae; Streptophyta; Magnoliopsida; Zingiberales; Musaceae
Source: RefSeq, a predicted model, not a curated record
CAAGAGCCCACAGUCCCAGGGAAUUGUUCUUUCCCACCUCCUCCUCAUCUGGCUCACAGGAGCCACACACAGCGAUUCACAGGUCAUCUUUCUUGAGGGAUCUUGUUGUUCUGUAAUCUGGAGUCUUCUCCAGUCCUCCGAUCCAGCAGUAGCCACAGCUCAGUGCCCCAUUCGAUGCCUCUGAUUGCAACGCAGCCCUUGGCAGGAGGCUUCUGCUGUUCCCUGGGCCAACAAAGAUCCAAUCUUUACUAAGGUUAGUGAGAGACUAGUAGUAGGCUGUUCACUUGGACCUUAGAAUUCCUUUCUCUUGAUUCACCACAGGAUCUGAGAGGGCAGUGGGAGUCCAUCGCUGUCCCAUCAAUAGCCUUCGAGCAUUGUCACCAGAAUCCUGCCUAUUCUAAUUUCUGCGAAGAGGACUAUGUGAUGGAAUGAAGAGGGUAUUUUGGUCCUUUUAAGCGGUCCGGCAGGACCUAUAUAAACGCCACGAGAGGGGAGCAGAAGAAGAGGAAGACGGGCAGCUCCGCUGUGGUUGCGACGACAGCAGAUGAGGCUCGCCAGCUUCCUCCAGUGCGGUUGCGGGGCGCCGCGGCCCGAGGAGAAGCCGCAGGCGGCCCGGACGGGGACUGAUCCCCGUGACCGUGGCCGCCGUCGACGCAGCCGGGGGAACGACGCCUCGACGCCCUGGAGGCCGUCGCUCGCGGCGAUCUCCGAGAACGGCGCGCCGACGAGGGCGGCGGCGGGUGCCCGAGAUGGAAAGAUGACCGCUGACGGGGCAGAGAAGCACAAAGCCGUCGUCUCUCGUCGGGUCCUUCCUCGCGAUCACAGUGACCACGACCGGAUUCUCUCUUUGAUAUCACUGUAUAGUCCCGCGGUCAGAUUGGCUGUUAUUAGUUACUAUGCUCCAAUACAACAGAUUCAUCUAAAAACUAUGGGUUAUGACAAUUGCAGUGGCAUUCCUCUGUACAAGGUAUUCAGAUGUUUCUUCAGUUGUGCCGGCAUUUAGUCCCACUGCCUUUUUGUUCUAGUGCCUAAUUCAGUGUUCAUCUGCGAUGAAAAAGAAGAAGAGAAGAGUGAAGGAUGACCGGAAGAUGAAGAAUGCUUUGUGCAAGAUUUAGUGAUUUUGUGCCAUUUACUCAGCAGUCACUUCUUCCUAUUCAUCCUUCCUUUUCUGUAUAUUUUCCCUUUACAAAUCCUUGUGUAUACAAAAGCUAGAAUGAAAUAUGUAAAUAUCAGAACAUGACAAUUCAGAUCAGUAUCUCAUGUUGUCUGAAAGUUAUGUAAUUCUUGACUUCUGCAGGAGUGCAGUUCAGAAGAAGCUUCAAACUGAGCCACACUGUAACUAUAGCUUGAACUUCUGCAUCUCUCUUGUUAGAAGGACAAUUUAAAG